Molecule: messenger RNA, 1280 nt
Organism: Westerdykella ornata
Lineage: Eukaryota; Fungi; Ascomycota; Dothideomycetes; Pleosporales; Sporormiaceae
Exons: 1
Coding region: 289-1155 (288 amino acids)
Source: RefSeq, a predicted model, not a curated record
CCCCAUGACACUGUCAUGCUCGCACCUGAGGGUAUAUUUAGCUGCCAUCACUACAUACCAUCCCUUUCACGAUGCAUAUAAGCAGCUAGGUGACUGGCGCGUUACCCUAAACCAGGCAAGCGGGAAGUCGCUCAUUUCCUAUUAUUAUCACCAUGAUGCAGUGUUGAUGCCUUGCAUUGAUAACCGCUGCUACCUCAAACUUCUCGCUCCCCGCAAAGACUAUAUGCAGUUAUUCUUCUCUGAAGCCAUGCUUCUCAGAGAAGGAUCACUCGCCGUUCAGCUUCUCAGAUGGCCACAUCUCCCUCCACUCCUCACACACCCGCUUUUCUUCGUCUCACCCCUGCGCUACGCCAAAGGAUAUACUCUUAUCUACUACCACCCCAUCCGGACGAAGAGACUACAACGAUUGUAUACGAUCUGAAGUUUCCCUAUCUUCAGCACCCCAGCUCCACAACAUUUACGCCGCACCAGCUUGAUAUCUGCACAUGUCCCCUACAGCCACUGCAUCAACAAGACGCUGAGAACCCGAGCCCCCCUGGGUGCAACGACCACAUCUACAGCCGCUACAUUUGCUGCGGUCCAGAAGUCAUUGUUCGGCCCGGAACUCAUACAGCCUGGGUCCUCCAACAAGCAGGCCCAGCCUUCAAUGUGCUCCGUCCAGCUACCGAUGAAGAACUCCAGCGUCGUCCGCACGCCGGCAUCGUCUUGGUCAACAAGGCCAUAUACAGCGAGACCCUGCCGGUUCUGUAUCGCAACCGCAACUUCCUGCUCCUGACUGGGAUAUGUUCACGUGGCCGAUACCAGGCGUAUGCAACGCAAACGUGGCUUUCAGGACUGAGUCCUCUCGCACGGUCCAAUGUGACGUCUCUCACUCUACUCUGCCAUAGCAACGAGGAGGAUUGUAGAGAUGAGGAUGCUCAACUGUCAUACACGGAUUUUGCGAGAUUUUGUCUAGACGAAGUGACAAGUUUGCAGCGUCUCCGGCUAAAAGUAUGGCCUGAUGAGAACGGCAUAUCACUUCGGCCUUUUUCCAUCUUGUUGGGACGGCCUGAUUUUGCCAUUCAUAUGGUGGAGCAUCUUGAUGUUGACGAUGUCUUUGUGUUUCGAGACGCUGCGACAUUUCUUCACUAUUGCAAUCAGAAGGAGCAAGGAUAAGAACCCUUCUAGUUCCGGAAUCGAUAGGCGUAACUAUCCAAUCCAAUAAGGAGGUUGUGAAAGCGGAGCAUGAUAGACUGAUUCCUGAAAUAUAUCCAACGGCGCCUUCACUUCCCUGUAAAAUU